UCCUACAAAACCCCACUAUCAGCAGCCAUUAAAUAUUAAACUAUUACUGUCAGUUUCUGUGUGGUACAUCUUUAAUUCAUAAUAAUAGUUGCAAUUGGGUUUUCUGUGAUAUUAUUUGUAUUUAGAUUGUUGUUCAAAUUCUUCCAAUCACCCGCGGAUAAACUAAGUUAUUAAUUUUUUAUAAACAAUAGUGUAACCUUUUGUGUUUGUUGUUCAGUUUUAUGUUUUUGCGCAACAAUAACUGCAUUAAUUUUAUAAUAUUGUUAAUCAUAUAUUGAAAAACAAAUUCAUGUGAACGUGUGUGUGUGUGUGUACCACAACUUUAAUUAGUAAAAACAAUAACAAUGGCAACCACCAGCAAAGACAUCUGUGAUAACAUUCAACUAGCCAGGGAAAUGUCUCUGCUGGGAAACUACGACGAGGCAGAAGUCUACUACGAAGGUUUGCUACAAAUGAUUUCGCGAUUUUUAAUCGGAAUUCCCGAUCAAAUUAGGAAAGACAAGUGGCAACAAGUACAGAAGAAGGUUGUCACUGAAUAUGAGCAGGUUAAAACUUUAAAGAACAUGUUAAACACUUUGAGCCUCAACGUCAACCAUGAAGUACCAAUUGGGGUGAGACGAGAUGAACCUGUCAAGGAUGGUCUGGAUUUUAUGGACUACAAUACACCUACUGAUCCGGAUGUGUGGCCUGCUCCAACACCUGCUGACCACAGUGCAAGGGGCCCAAAGUCCAGACAAACGAAUGUCAGAGGAAAACCCAGUGAUACAAAGAAAAGCAUGUCAUCGAGAGUGAGUUCAUCAAACACAGCCAGGAAAUCAGAAGUAAAAGGCAAACCGACGAAAAAGGAAGAUCGACCGACGUCCUCGAAGCCGGUAAACUAUUCCGACAUAACGAAACCGGAAAAGGAGACGAAGGAACAGGAAAAUACGGAGAAAACGGAGGAGGAGAAAAAAUUCGAGUGUCACGGAAUGGAGCGUGAACUGGCUGAUAUGCUGGAACGAGAUAUAGUACAGAAAAACUUGAACAUCAGAUGGGACGACAUUGCGGACUUGCACGAAGCCAAAAGAUUGCUUGAAGAAGCUGUGGUGCUGCCCAUGAUGCUCCCUAACUUUUUCGUCGGUAUCAGACGACCGUGGAAGGGGGUUUUAAUGGUGGGUCCUCCGGGUACGGGAAAAACGAUGCUGGCAAAGGCCGUUGCCACAGAGUGUGGCACAACAUUCUUCAACGUUUCUUCGUCAACACUGACGUCCAAGUACAGAGGUGAAUCCGAAAAAAUGGUCCGGAUAUUGUUCGAAAUGGCAAGAUUCUACGCUCCCAGCACCAUUUUCAUCGACGAAAUCGAUUCGCUUUGUUCCCGCAGGGGCUCCGAAUCGGAACACGAAGCGUCCAGGCGAGUCAAGUCCGAAUUGCUGGUACAAAUGGACGGCAUAACGGCGAACCACGAGGAACCGGGAAAAGUGGUUAUGGUUUUGGCCGCCACCAACUUCCCUUGGGACAUAGACGAAGCGUUGCGCAGACGUUUGGAGAAACGGAUAUACAUUCCGUUGCCGACCGAAGAGGGUAGGGAGGCGCUGCUGAAGAUCAAUUUGAGGGAGGUCAAAUUGGAUCCGGACGUGGACUUGAAGGAGAUCGCCAAGAAACUGGAUGGAUUCUCUGGUGCGGACAUAACGAACGUGUGCAGGGACGCGUCGAUGAUGUCGAUGAGGAGGAAAAUAUUCGGGCUGAGGCCCGAUCAGAUUAAACAGUUACCGAAGGAGGAGCUGGACUUGCCGGUCACUAAUAGGGACUUCAUCGAAGCCCUGGAUAAAAACAACAAGAGCGUAUCGCAGGAAGACCUCGAAAAGUACGAGAAGUGGAUGAACGAGUUUGGCUCAUCUUAGUAUAAGUAGUUUGUUUUAAACCUUUAAAUAUCAUCUAUUGUUAUCAACAACUAAUUUAAUCGUUAUUUAUUAUAUUUUUAUAAAUGGGAAAUUCUUAACAAUUCUUUUGCUUAACAAACAUGUCUUAAUUGCAAGUGCCAGAAUUUCUCUUCAAGUGACUUAAAACCAAUCAACGGAAUUUCAUUGCAAAGCAUAUUUUAAUCAAUCAAUAUAUUUAUAUUUUUUUGUAUUAUAAUUAAUAUUAUAACUAAUUGUAAGUAUAAGUAUUAAUGAUAGGAUACAAUAAAAUAUUAAUUUAUUAAACGUUAUAACGUGUUUUAUUAAAUUAUGAAGAAGAAUAAAUUCGGUCAAGGAAGAGAAAAUAAUAAAGAGGGGAAUUUGCUGAAGAAAUAUUUAUUUUCGUUAGGAAACCAAAGACAAAAAUAAAUUGUAAUAUAAUUUUAUUCAAUUACGAAAAAUAUGCUACGUCCUUUUUUGUAUUUGUAAUGUUAACAUCAAGAAAUGAACAAAAAAGUCUAAAUAGUCGUUAAUUGAAUCACUUUGUGUUGUCUUUUCUUGACAUCUAAUUCACACACAUAGUAACAAUAUUUUUCAGAGUAAACAAAUAACAAAAUCGGUGUUUUUUUAUAAAUACCAUAUAUAAAAUCAUUUAUGUCAUUAAAAAUAUAUAUUGCAGUAGGAGAUUUGGGGCAAUAUAGACAACAAAAAUGAGAUUAACAAGCCUCUCCUUCGCCACGACACCGAGACUAAAACAAUUUUGUUUGUUGUAGGCC
Messenger RNA from Aethina tumida (small hive beetle), 2653 nucleotides. RefSeq names its product katanin p60 ATPase-containing subunit A-like 1. The transcript is spliced from 4 exons. Gene Ontology annotation, biological process: microtubule severing. The record is from RefSeq and is a predicted model, not a curated record. Gene Ontology annotation, cellular component: microtubule cytoskeleton. Gene Ontology annotation, molecular function: microtubule binding; ATP hydrolysis activity; ATP binding. NCBI's taxonomy places the organism in Eukaryota, Metazoa, Arthropoda, Insecta, Coleoptera, Nitidulidae. Bases 345 to 1880 code for a protein of 511 amino acids.